GGGCAGAUUGCUGCAGAGCUUCCUGGCUUGAUGCAUGAGAUCGAUCAAAAAUUCAAGUCCUGUCAUUUGUCAGGACUUUGCCGUAUGUCUGAUCCCGCCAAACCGAGGAGAUCGAUCAGACCCUUAUAGUCCAAGGGGUGCGCAAUACCACGACAGCGGGCUCAAUAUCGCGCUCUUCCGCAAAUCUCUUCGGAUGGACGAGUUCAACCUCUCAAUCCGUCGAAUGGCGAACAUCUUUCAGUGCGCGAUUCUGGAGCAGAGAGACGUCCCCGAAUUUCUAUGGGAAAGCGAAGACGCACAAACAGUGGAGCGUCUGUCUCGGACGCAACUGCUACCGCUGAUGGAGCGGUUUCAAGUUAUUACAACAAACGUGUGCGACUUCGACAAGUGGGAGGGUGCUCCCGACGUCUGGCCGUGGGAAUGGCCGCAACACCCAAAUUAUAUCCUGCCUGGUGAGACCCAAUGCGAUCUGUGCGGAGAGAAAGCAUGCAACUGUAUCACCAACAUCUUGCCUCGCCAUCUACCUCGAACGGAUGUAGAAGACGGUCGGAUCCUACGCGCAGUCGCCGUUGAAGGAGUGUUGGCGUACCGGAAAGACCAGGUACUUGGGGAGCUCACAGGGGAAUUCGUGCCACUGGGCUCCAACCACGACUGCUGGUCAAUUGAUUUCCUAAGGCCCUCGACCGGACAGUAGCGCAACUUCACACGAAAAGAAUGGGCAACUGGGUGAGGUUCGUCACCCAUUCCGGAAAGCCAAAUGCGGAAUUGCGCGUCAUGAAGAUAACCGGGCUGUGGAGGAUGAUGCUCGUGGCCAUUCAGGAUAUAUACCACGACUUGAAGAUAACGGCAGACUUGGGAGGAAGGUCUUCUU
Messenger RNA from Chaetomium fimeti, 871 nucleotides. RefSeq lists its product as uncharacterized. The coding region runs from base 35 to 694 and encodes 219 amino acids. The record is from RefSeq and is a predicted model, not a curated record. Lineage: Eukaryota; Fungi; Ascomycota; Sordariomycetes; Sordariales; Chaetomiaceae. The transcript has a single exon.